Trichomycterus rosablanca is the source of this 741-nucleotide messenger RNA. RefSeq names its product paired related homeobox 1b (gene prrx1b). The transcript has 4 exons. The record is from RefSeq and is a predicted model, not a curated record. NCBI's taxonomy places the organism in Eukaryota, Metazoa, Chordata, Actinopteri, Siluriformes, Trichomycteridae. Gene Ontology annotation, molecular function: DNA-binding transcription factor activity, RNA polymerase II-specific; RNA polymerase II cis-regulatory region sequence-specific DNA binding. Gene Ontology annotation, biological process: regulation of transcription by RNA polymerase II. Bases 1 to 741 code for a protein of 246 amino acids. Gene Ontology annotation, cellular component: nucleus.
AUGACUUCUAGCUAUGCGCAUGUAAUGGACAGACGAGUCCCAUCGGUUCCCAGCAGACUGGAAAGCCCCAUCACAGCCAACCUGGACAACCUGCAGGCCAAGAAGAACUUCUCAGUGAGCCACCUGUUGGAUCUGGAGGAGGCAGGAGAAAUAGUAGGUGCGCAGGCGGAUGAGAGUGUUGCGGAGACGGGCAGGACCAUGCUGGAGUCUCCGGGCUUGACCAGCGGCAGCGACACUGCGCAACCCGACAACGAGCAGCUAAACUCAGAGGAGAAGAAGAAACGUAAGCAGAGGCGGAAUAGGACCACGUUCAACAGCAGCCAGCUGCAGGCACUGGAGCGAGUGUUCGAGAGGACGCACUACCCUGAUGCCUUUGUGCGAGAGGACCUGGCCCGCAGGGUCAAUCUAACAGAGGCCAGAGUACAGGUGUGGUUCCAGAACCGACGGGCGAAGUUUCGGCGUAAUGAACGAGCCAUGCUGGCCAGUAAGAACGCUUCUCUACUCAAAUCCUACUCAGGAGACGUGACGGCAGUGGAGCAGCCCAUCGUGCCUCGGCCAGCCCCGCGUCCCAAUGACUACCUAUCCUGGGGCAGCGCUGCCCCUUAUAGCACAAUGGCAACAUACCCACCCACUUGUUCCAACACCACUUCCACACAGGGAAUGAACAUGGCCAACAGCAUCGCAAACCUAAGACUAAAAGCAAAAGAGUACAGCCUCAACCAAGUUCCUACAGUCAACUGA